GCUCCAGCGUCUCCGCAGCAGAUCAGGGACCGGCUGCUGCAGGCCAUCGACCCGCAAAGCAACAUCCGGAACAUGGUUGCGGUGCUGGAAGUCAUCUCCAGCCUGGAGAAAUACCCCAUUACCAAAGAGGCACUGGAGGAGACGCGACUUGGGAAGCUCAUCAAUGACGUCCGCAAGAAGACCAAGAAUGAGGAGCUCGCCAAGCGGGCCAAGAAGCUGCUGCGGAGCUGGCAGAAGCUUAUUGAGCCUGUACACCAGAAUGAGGCGGUCCUGCGGGGACUGGCAGGUGCCCCUGGCUCUGCUAACGGGGGUGCCCACAACUGCCGGCCAGAGAUGGGGGUGGCUGGUGCGCCCAAGAGCAUCCAUGACCUGAAGAAUCGCAAUGACAUCCAGAGACUGCCUGGGCAGCGGCUGGACAGGCUGGGCAGUCGCAAGCGCCGGGGGGACCAGCGUGACCUUGGCCAUCCUGGGCCGCCUCCCAAGGUUUCUAAAGCAAGCCAUGACUCCCUAGUCCCCAACUUAUCGCCUCUCCCCACCAAUGGGAUAGGCGGGAGUCCCGAGAGCUUCCCGGGCCCCUUGGACAGUGGCAGGCACAUGGGCCUAGAGGGCAGCUGCCUGGAGCAGGGCGAGAAUGACAAGCACAGCAUCAAGAUCCCCAUCAAUGCUGUGAGGCCUCACACCAGUUCCCCAGGUCUGGGCAAGCCCUCUGGGCCCUGCUUGCAAAGCAAGGCUGCAGUGCUACAGCAGCUGGACAGGGCAGAUGAGACCUCGGGACCCCCCCACCCCAAGGGGCCACCUCGCUGCUCCUUCAGUCCCCGGAACUCACGACAUGAGGGCCCCUUUGCCCGGCAGCGAAGCCCAUACACACCCAAGGGCUCUGUGCCCAGCCCCUCGCCUCGGCCCCAGUCCCUCGAUGUCACGCAGGUGCCAUCACCGCUGCCACUGGCCCAGCCAUCUACACCCCCUGUGCGGCGGCUUGAGCUGUUGCCCAGUGCCGAGAGCCCAGUGCACUGGCUGGAGCAGCCUGAGGGCCACCAGCGGCUGGCAGGGCUGGGCUGUAAGGCAGGGCUACCAUCAGCUGAGCCCCUCCUGCCCCGGGCUGGCUUCUCCCCAGACUCCUCCAGAGCGGACAGCGAUGCGGCCUCCUCCGGUGGCUCAGACAGCAAAAAGAAGAAGAGAUACCGGCCUCGUGACUACACCGUGAACUUGGAUGGUCAAGUGGCUGAAGCAGGCGUCAAGCCUGUCCGGUUAAAAGAGCGGAAGCUCACCUUUGACCCCAUGACAAGACAGAUCAAACCUCUGACCCAGAAAGAGCCAGUUCGAGCUGACAGCCCUGUGCACACAGAGCAGCCCAGGACAGAGCUGGAUAAACCUGAGGCCAAGGCCGGCCUCCAAAGCCCCUUUGAGCAGACGAACUGGAAGGAGCUGUCACGCAAUGAGAUCAUUCAGUCCUACCUAAGCCGGCAGAGCAGCCUGCUCUCAUCUUCGGGCGCACAGACCCCGGGGGCCCACCACUUCAUGUCUGAGUACCUGAAGCAGGAGGAGAGCACCCGGCGUGGGGCCAGGACGCCACACGUGCUACUGCCUCCAGGCCCAUCCACCGACCUUCCAGGGCUGAGCCGACAGGUCACACAGGACGAUCUGGACAGAAUCCAGGCCCACCAGUGGCCAGGGGUGAACGGGUGUCAGGACACACAGGGUAACUGGUAUGACUGGACACAGUGCAUAUCGCUUGACCCGCACGGCGACGACGGGCGGUUGAACAUUCUGCCUUAUGUUUGCUUAGACUGACUGGCCCCUCGGCCUCUAAGUGCAUUCCCACCUUGCAGUUAGCGGGAGGGCAGCUGGACCUGUAAGCCUCCAGUGGUUUGGAGCCCGGCUGAGGCAGAAGGGAGGGACGGGGGUCUAGAGGUCUCUCCGAGCUCUUCCCUCAAAAUUCUCCUUCUUUUGUGAAAUGCUGCUACCAGUUUACUAACAAAAUUACAAAGGAAGGACCGCGUGGAAGGAAGGCCGGCAAAAUGAGUUCAGAACUCUAUAGCAAACCAGCUAUAAAAAGCGUUAGUUCCCCACCCAGAAGAGGUGUGGACACUUCCCAGCACCCAUGAGCUGGGACCUCAGUUGCAGGCAGGCACAGAAAACCUGUGGGAAAAGUUACCUUUAACAGUGACAGAAGCACGCAUCUCAUCUGUCUGUGUUUUCUGUUCUUUAAUUUGGCCCUGAGUGUCUGAGGCAGUGAGCAACCAACCCCAUGGCCUCUGUUUGCAUCCCACCCAGCCAGUGUUUCCGUCAUGGUGCCAGAAGCUUCUCAGAUGUAGUGAGCUGCUGGCAGCAGGGGGGGCCACCUGGCUAGCCAGUUUGACCCACACUCCAUGGGCAUCCAUACAUUAGUAUCUGGUUUCAGUUCAAACCGAGUUUUUAAAGAAAUGCUGCAAAAAUUUAAGUUUUCUAGUUUAUUUUAUUCCCUUCUUCCAUCUCACCACCAGCCAAAUAAUUUUCUUCCUCUUCAUUUUCCCUUUCCUACACAUAUCUAGAAAACUUCACCUUUCUAGUCCCAUCCCCAAAACAAAAAGUUCCCGCAGGUGCUACUGGUGUGUAAAGCUGUACUGUUGGUGAGGAGACUUGUCUGUGCGCUGGAAACACUCAUGACCAUUCCUUUAGAUUCGUUUGCCUUAUGGUUAUUGUCAUAACGCGAUUUGCAAAAACAAGGAGCCUUAGUGAAUGUACAGUACCUAGACUUCUGUGUUCUCAGGAUGCAGAAGGGAGCAACUUUGCUAUUUGGUCCAGUAAGUGGACACCUUGUGAUAUAAAUGUGGAAAUAAAAAAAAAACCAUUUGCACAAA
Molecule: messenger RNA, 2840 nt
Organism: Miniopterus natalensis
Lineage: Eukaryota; Metazoa; Chordata; Mammalia; Chiroptera; Miniopteridae
Gene: MED26
Product: mediator complex subunit 26
Biological process (GO): regulation of transcription by RNA polymerase II; positive regulation of gene expression
Cellular component (GO): core mediator complex; nucleus; mediator complex
Molecular function (GO): transcription coregulator activity
Source: RefSeq, a predicted model, not a curated record